AUGACUUGUGUGUUCCACCACCUCGCACCGUUUUCCCCCCUUCCCCUGUUCCUUCCCGCCCCGCCAACCUCCCCCCUCUCUUCCUCCUCCCAGUGUGCCGGUGUUCUGUAUCCCCGGUCGCGCCUUCGCCGUGAGCAUCAUGUGGAGCAAGUCGCCCUGCUCAUCCUCUUCCCCCUUCCUCCUCCCCCCUCUCGUCCUCCCCUCUCUUUCUCUCCCUCCCAUCCCCCCACUCCCUUACUCCUCCCCCAUCUCUUCCUUCCGCCCCUCCCAGCGUACCCGUGUUCUUCAUCCCAGGGCGCACCUUCCCAUGUACCCGUGUUCUUCAUCCCGGGGCGCACCUUCCCAGUGAGCAUCAUGUGGAGCAAGUCGCCCUGUGAGGACCCAGUAGACGCGGCAGUCAAGCAGGCACUAGCCAUCCACGUCACCAUGCCACCUGGCGACAUCCUCGUAUUCAUGACCGGCCAAGAGGACAUCGAAGCCACCUGCUUCUCUCUCGCCGACCGCCUCGAGCAAAUGGCGGCCGGCGCCGCCCGCCCCCCGCCGCCCCUCUCCAUCCUCCCAAUCUACUCCCAGCUGCCGGCCGAUCUCCAAGCGAAGAUUUUCCAGAAGGCCGAGGAAGGUACCAGGAAAUGCAUCGUUGCGACGAACAUCGCCGAGACGUCGCUGACCGUUGAUGGGAUCUUGUACGUGAUCGACGGUGGAUACAGCAAGAUCAAAGUGUACAACCCCCGCAUGGGUAUGGACGCGCUACAAGUCUUCCCCAUCAGCCGAGCCGCGGCCGACCAGAGGUCCGGCCGAGCCGGACGAACAGGUCCGGGAACGUGCUACCGGCUGUACACAGAAACUGCCUACGCGAACGAGAUGCUGGCGAAUCCGGUGCCGGAGAUCCAGCGCACCAACCUCGGGAAUGUCGUGCUUCUUCUCAAAUCCCUCAACAUCGACAACCUUCUAGACUUCGACUUUCUCGACCCGCCUCCUCAGGAAAACAUUCUGAAUUCCAUGUACCAGCUUUGGAUUUUAGGAGCACUGGACAACACCGGGGCACUGACCAAGACGGGGAGGCGGAUGGUGGAGUUUCCUUUAGACCCUGCUCUGGCGAAGCUGUUGAUAUCCGGGGACCAGUUUGGGUGUGUGAACGAGACGCUGACCAUGGUGGCCAUGCUCUCGGUGCCGUCCGUUUUCUUCCGCCCCAAGGACCGCGAAGAGGAGUCCGACGCUGCCCGGGAGAAGUUUUUCGUGCCCGAGAGCGACCACCUGACCCUGCUCAACGUGUUCCAGCAGUGGAAGUCCAAUGGGUACCGGGGGGACUGGUGCUCCGACCACUACCUUCACGUGAAAGGCCUGCGAAAAGCCCGGGAGGUGCGGGCCCAGCUAGCCGAUAUCCUCAAGCAGCAGAAGAUUCCUCUCUCUAGCGCCGGUCAGGACUGGGAUGUGGUUGCAACAGAAGCAGAAGCUGAGGGAGGAGGCGAGUGCGAUGGAGAGGGAGAUGGCGGAGGCGAGGCGGAAGAGGGAGGUGGAGGAGGAGAAAAAACAAAUAUCACAAGCAGGUUGCAGCAGAAGCAGAAGCUGAGGGAGGAGGCGAGUGCGCUGGAGAGGGAAAUGGCGGAGGCAAGGCGGAAGAGGGAGGUGGAGGAGGAGAUGAGACGGAGGAGGAAGGACGAGGAGAGGACUGCCAGGGAGGCGGGGAGGAUUGUCAUGCCGGGAAUGAAGAAAGGUAAGGGGGCGGCCAAGCGUGCUGCUGGGCUCUAG
Molecule: messenger RNA, 1749 nt
Organism: Closterium sp. Naga37s-1
Lineage: Eukaryota; Viridiplantae; Streptophyta; Zygnematophyceae; Desmidiales; Closteriaceae
Source: the annotation of a GenBank genome assembly